AUGGUUGAUCCCAUAUUUGACUAUCAAUUUAGGCUUAUUUUAAUCGGUGACAGCACAGUGGGUAAGAGCUCGCUGCUUAAAUAUUUCACAGAUGGAAAAUUUGCAGAGCUUUCCGAUCCCACAGUCGGGGUUGACUUCUUCGCUAGAAUAAUCGAAGUGCAGGACGGUACGCGAAUUAAGCUUCAGCUAUGGGAUACUGCAGGUCAAGAGAGAUUUAGAUCUAUAACAAAAUCUUAUUAUAGGAAUUCAGUGGGUGCUCUCCUAGUUUAUGAUGUGUGUAAUAGAUCAAGCUUUGAACACAUUCCUCUAUGGAUGAUGGAAGCUAAACGUCAUAUUGAGCCUCAUAGACCAGUGUUUGCCCUAGUUGGGUGUAAAGUUGAUUUGGUUGGUACAGAUGUUAAAAAUGGUGCAAGAAGAGAAGUCUCCUGUGAAGAAGCUAGGAUGUUUGCAGAGGAGAAUGGACUACAUCAUGUAGAGACAUCUGCUAAAACAGGCCUAAAUGUCGAACAAGCUUUCAUCUUAGUCGCUCAAGAGGUUUACAAUCGUAUUCAAACUGGUGAAUACAAAGUAGAGGAUGGUUGGGAUGGAAUCAAGUCUGGUUUCAAUCGACCGAAUGGCAUGGACUUUAAUUUACUUGAAGCAGAAACAGUUCAAUCUACAUGCUGCUAA
Leptosia nina is the source of this 669-nucleotide messenger RNA. NCBI's taxonomy places the organism in Eukaryota, Metazoa, Arthropoda, Insecta, Lepidoptera, Pieridae. The record is from the annotation of a GenBank genome assembly.